Messenger RNA from Stegastes partitus (bicolor damselfish), 873 nucleotides. It is a transcript of the gene cunh15orf40, whose product is annotated as chromosome unknown C15orf40 homolog. The record is from RefSeq and is a predicted model, not a curated record. The coding region runs from base 47 to 616 and encodes 189 amino acids. Gene Ontology annotation, cellular component: cytoplasm. Lineage: Eukaryota; Metazoa; Chordata; Actinopteri; Pomacentridae. The transcript is spliced from 4 exons.
GCAUUGUUUACAUUGUUUAGCCAACAUGCUAACAGGCACCUGGUAGAUGCUUUACCGUGCUGGUGUCGCCGUGUCUCGUAUUUUUAUUCGGUCUUUAGUAACAUUUCGGCUCCCUGGGUUGAACCGUUCACCGUUACCAGACCUCAUCCCGGUGCUCGGCCGCCGGUGGGCCGCUCUCUGCCGGGUCAGGCCGCCUCCUCUGCCCGGUGUCACCCGGCGAACAAGAAGCUUCUCCACAAACAGACAGAUGCCCAAAAAGGAGAAGGUGAAGGGGAAGCCGGCUGGUGGAGGUGGAGCAGCCGAGACAGAAGCUUCCGGUCCGGUGACUCGAGAUAAAAGUGGUGCUGUGACCAUCACAGUUCACGCCAAGCCGGGCUCCAAACACAGCGGCAUCACAGGAGUUUCUGCAGAGUCGGUGGGUGUCGCCAUCGCUGCGCCGCCUACAGACGGAGAGGCCAACGCUGAGCUUAUUCGCUACCUGGCUGAAGUUCUGGACCUGAAGAAGAGUCACAUAUCUCUGGACAAGGGCUCCAGGUCCAGAGAUAAACUGAUCAAGGUGGACUCGGCUCUGAGUCCAGAGGAGGUGCUGAAGAGGCUCCAACAGGCUGCAGGCUGAAGGAUGGAUGGAGGAUUUCUGGACAGCUUUACAUCCAUCAUUUACAGAACAGUCUCAGGAACUUGUUGCUCUCCUGUUUCAUCACUGAACAUGAGGAAAUGACUGAAUGUCAGCAUGGAAAUGAACUCAUCUACCAGCCAUCUCCCAGUGAGCAGGAGGCGUUUCCAGCUGUUUCCAGCUGCAGACUGGCUGCUUCUAUCCUUCACAUGAUGAAAUGAACUGUUGACUGACCAUGAAUAAAAAGGCUGUGUUUUCUA